AUGGGCAAACUACUACUUCUGACUGGUCUGGCUCUCCUACUGCACCUGCAGCUAGGUGCAUCUACCAAUAUUGUCUGUUACUUUACCAACUGGUGCCAGUACAGACCUGGGAUUGCACGUUACAUGCCUGAAGAUCUUGAUCCAUGCCUGUGUACUCAUGUUAUCUAUGCUUUUGCUGGCAUGGCUAACAACCAGAUCCAGACUAUUGAGUGGAAUGAUGUGGCUCUCUAUGGUGGCAUCAAUGGACUCAAAAGCUACAAUCCUGAUCUGAAAACCUUGUUGUCUGUUGGAGGAUGGAACUUCGGUACCCAAAAGUUUUCUGACAUGGUUUCCUCUGCUCAGAAUCGCCAGACCUUUAUCAAGUCUGCUAUUACCUUCUUGCGCAAGUAUGGCUUUGAUGGGUUGGACAUUGAUUGGGAGUAUCCUGGCAACAGAGGCAGCCCUGCUGAUACCCAACAACUUUUCACAGUCUUGCUUCAGGAAAUGUAUGAAGCCUUUGAGCAAGAGGCCUCUCAAAGCAACAAACCCAGAUUGCUAAUCUCUGCAGCUGUGUCUGCUGGCUUGGGCACCAUUGAAACUGCCUACCAGAUCCCACAGAUGUCUAAGUAUAUGGACCUGAUCAAUGUGAUGACCUAUGACCUCAGAGGAUCCUGGGAAGGUUUCACAGGUGACAACAGUCCUCUGUUUGCAGGACCUCAAGACCAUGGUUCCUAUAUCUAUUUCAAUGUGGACUAUGCUAUGAACUACUGGAAGAAGAACGGUGCACCAGCUGAGAAGCUAAUGGUGGGAUUUGGAGCCUAUGCUCGCACCUUCACUCUCACCAACCCCUCUAACCAUGGUCUAGAUGCCCCAACCUCUGGGCCAGGUAAAGCUGGAGCCUACACACAAUCAGCUGGGACCCUGGCAUAUUUUGAGGUCUGUACCUUCUUAAAGGAGGGUGCUACUGUUGUCUGGAAUGCUCCACAAGAAGUCCCUUAUGCCUAUAAAGGAAACCAGUGGAUUGGCUAUGACAACCCCAAGAGUUUUGCCAUCAAGGCUAAGUGGCUGUUGGAGAACAACUUUGGAGGAGCUAUGGUAUGGGCUAUUGAUCUGGAUGACUUCACCGGCACAUUCUGUGGGGAAGGCAAAUACCCUCUGAUGAACUCUUUGAAAUCAGCCUUGGGAGUUACUACACCAAACUGCAAGGUGCCCACCACCACCCUCGGCACUAACGCUAACCAACCUGCCCAACCUGCAACAGAAGCCCCAUCUUCUGGUGGUAGUGGAAGUUCUGGUGGCAGCGGAAGUUCUGGUGGCAGCGGAAGUUCUGGUGGCAGCGGCAGUGCCACCUUCUGCAAAGGGAAAUCCGAUGGCUUCUACCCAGAUCCCACCGACAAAAAUGGCUUCUACGAUUGUGUGAGUGGAAGGACCUACUUCCAACAUUGCCAGACUGGCCUUGUCUUCGAUACCAGCUGCUCCUGCUGCAACUGGGCAUGAACAAAACAGCAAAUACACAUGCAUGUCACUGGAGUAAAGAGAAAAGAA
Messenger RNA from Pogona vitticeps (central bearded dragon), 1524 nucleotides. Lineage: Eukaryota; Metazoa; Chordata; Lepidosauria; Squamata; Agamidae. The record is from RefSeq and is a predicted model, not a curated record.